AUGCCAGACCACCACCAAGAACAACUGAUAAUGUGCCCCCUAGCGCAGAUCUUCGCCUCUCUCUGCCGCACCCCCCAACGAUGGACUCUCCACCGCAUUCUGAAAAGCGCCAAUACGCAAGACAUCCAAGGCAACCUCCACGGUACGGCGACAUUUACGCCGUUGCGCACACAGACCUCUAAUGCACACUCAAAACGUCACCCGGAUCCAGAGCCAGACCCAGACGUCGAUAGAUCCGCAGACAUGGUCUAUCGCGAGGAAGGCACCAUGCCCUCAACGGUAGGCGUGGGAGUCGGGGUGGGACUCCGCUUCACGAAGAAAUAUAUCUGGCGGAUGAGCGACACCGGAGGGAUAAGUGUUUGGUUUGCAAAGGUGCAGGGGACAAAGAUACAGGAUGAUGAAGAACCGGAACCGGAGCCGGAUUAUUUGUUUCAUGAGUUUGUGCUGGAUGAGCCCUCCUCUUCUUCUUCCCGAGAAAAAUGGAAAGAUAAUGAGAAGGAGCCUCUGAUCGUCGAGGCGCCUAUUCCACCGCGGGAGAAUAGUAAUAAUGAUAGGUUGUCAACGUCGUCGUCGACGACGGUGGUCAGAGCGCGCGGGAACCAUCUCUGCAUUAAUGAUAUGUAUCAUACGGCGUAUGCGUUUCGGAUCCGGCGGGAGUCAGGCGAGGUGGUGAGUUGGUCGAGUCGACAUGUCGUCAAAGGGCCUAAGAAGGAUCAGGAUAUUGUGAAUUUGUAUUGGCUAGGGGAGUGA
Messenger RNA from Aspergillus tanneri, 750 nucleotides. RefSeq lists its product as uncharacterized. The record is from RefSeq and is a predicted model, not a curated record. NCBI's taxonomy places the organism in Eukaryota, Fungi, Ascomycota, Eurotiomycetes, Eurotiales, Aspergillaceae. The coding region runs from base 1 to 750 and encodes 249 amino acids. The transcript has a single exon.